AUGGCUCGGAAUGUUGCUUUGGAAGCGGUGAAACAUAAACGGGGCAAUUACGUCUUGGAGGCGUUUGCACUGAGCGCGUCGUGGUUUCUUGCGCUGCAGCAGGCGGUGCUGCCCCGGCCGGCGGCGGCGGCGGCCGCGGAGGAGGAGGAGGAGGAGGGCGGCGGCCUGGACGCGCGGGCGCUGGAGGCCGAGAUGGAGGCGCGGCGGCGGCGCGUGCGGAGGGUGUGCGCCGAGCGCGGCCUGCAGCGCGAGGGGGAGCCCAACGCCUGGGAGUUCUUCAUCGACUCGCGCCACAGCCUCGUCUGGUGCAACGUCUUCAAGGCGGCCAGCACCGCCUGGCUCUACAACUUCAACCUGCUGGCGGGCUACUCGGAGAGCUUCCUGCGGCGCUCGCUCAAGAUGCCGCUGGUGCUGGCCCGCGCGCGCUACCCGCGCCCCACGCCGCAGCAGCUGCGCGCCGCGCUGCCCGACUCGCUCUCCUUCCUCAUCGUGCGCGACCCCUUCGAGCGCCUGCUCUCGGCCUACCGCAACAAGUUCGAGGGGCUGCGCAACCGCUUCUACCGGAAGCUGGGGCGUGAGAUCUCGUCGCGGCAGCCCCGGCGCGCCUCGCCGCCCCCGGCCCCGCCGGCGCCGCACCCCAACGCCGUGGACUCCUCGGGCGACGCGCCCGACCCGCGCCUGCCCGGCCCCACCUUCGAGCAGUUCGUCGACCACGUCAUCGCCACGGGCCUGCGCGCGCACAAGCCCAAGUUCGACGAGCACUGGGCGCCCUACUACCGCUUCUGCACGCCCUGCCACGUCAACUUCACCGUCAUCGCCAAGGUGGAGACGCUGUCGCGCGACGAGGAGUACAUCAUCGACCGCGCGGGGCUGCGGGGCGCGCUGCUGGCGGCGGCGCGGCGGCGCGAGCGCCCGCGCAAGGUCACCAACCGCGCGCGCGGCGCCAAGGCCACCGCCGACCUCGUGGCGCGCUACUACGCCACGCUCACGCGCGGCCAGCUGCGCGACCUCUACCGCAUCUACGGCACCGACUUCGACCUCUUCGGCUACAACGCCUCCAAAGGCUUUUGCAUAAAAUGGAAAGCCAUGCACAGAUCACAAGAAAACUACAAGCUCAAUUUGUGUAUG
Molecule: messenger RNA, 1128 nt
Organism: Gryllus bimaculatus (two-spotted cricket)
Lineage: Eukaryota; Metazoa; Arthropoda; Insecta; Orthoptera; Gryllidae
Source: the annotation of a GenBank genome assembly